AUUCUGCCAGCGCGUAUGGCAGCUCCGGUAGAUUGCCAAGACCUCAACAGAUGCCUAGACAGAUGUAUGCACCUCCCGCCUGUCCGAUGCAGCCAAACUACCCCGGCCAGCAGUUUCAACCUCAGCAUCAUGUUGCCCGCGCAACGCCAGGGGCCGCUCCAAUGGCGCCGAUGUAUCAUCAACCGCUAUAUCGCAGUGCUCUUGAGAUUCCGGAUUGGAAUCUGAGGCAGAAAGUGGAGAAUAUGCUGGCGACACUGGGCAAUAACAUCACCGUGAUGGGGUGUUUGCGGGCUCUGGAAAAGAGUCGCGGUGAUCAGACCUUGGCCAUGACAUGGCUCGUUGAUCAAGCGGAGCGCAGCACUCCCUCGGCGGAUGAGUUGGGGACCCAAAGUCCUAUACAGAGAAGGGGAAUCGCUCAAAACGUGUCACAGGGCUACAGUGGCCAGUCCUCGCAACCGGCACGCCCUACUGCAAAGCAAGAUAUCAGAGCAAAGCAGACGAUUGCCGAGAAGUAUCGUGCUCCAGCAAACCGGAAGCCGUUGCGUGUCAUUCAUGAUGACGAUGAUAGCGACGACGAGGACGUCGUCCCUCGAGGUCGAGGUGGUGGUGGUAAAGCUGCCCUGUCGAGUCCACCCUCGUCACCUCCGCCCCAAGUACGCGUGCGACCAGGUCGUUUGGCCAAGAAGCGGGCCGCGAUUGUGAUAUCUGACGACGAAGAUGAUGAAUUUGGUAUGGGAAGAGCAGAUGCGAGCGAUGAGUCUGACGCAGACCUGCAACGAGUGGAAGCACCUGAGGUGUCAGAAGACGUGCAGGAGAUGCGCGAAGAGAGAGUGCUAAAACUACUGAACGAAUCCACAGUGGCAGACCUUGCUGAGAUUACAGCCAAGCCAUUGGACAACAUCCGAUUUGUCCUGGAUCACCGACCAUUCGACGAUCUUGACGAAGUCCGUGCGAUUGUACAAGAAAGCUUGACCAAGGCUGGAAAGAAGUCGAAGAAGACGAAAGCGCUAGGCGAGCAGCUUGUUGAAGAAUGCAUCGAAGUGAUGUCCGGAUACGAUGCUGUUGAUGAACUUGUCGUCAAGUGUGAGAAACUUUCCGGCCCGCUGCAAGAGGCGCUCAAGGCAUGGGGCGUUGGCGACGUCAAGGAUGGCGAACUACAAAUAAUGAGCUUGGAUGAAUCCCACGAUUCUGGCAUCGGCACGCCCGCCAGCUCUGUCGCAGAGGAUGUUCCUUUGAAUGGUACGAAGACAAAGCGCAAGGGAAAGUUCCUCGCACAACCGGAGAACAUGAGCAAGGAUGUUACCAUGAAGGACUACCAGUUAGUCGGUCUGAACUGGCUGCAUAUGCUCUACACGAAGAGAAUAUCGUGUAUUCUUGCUGACGACAUGGGCCUGGGGAAAACGGCGCAAAUUAUCUCGUACUUGGCACAGUUGCAGCUGGAGCAGGUAGAUGGUGUCCAUCUCAUCAUCGUCCCCGGCUCCACGCUGGAAAAUUGGCUACGCGAGUUCGAGAAAUUCGCGCCCGACAUGGUCGUGCGGCCAUACUACGGUCUGCAAGCCGAACGUGGACAACUACAAGAGCAGCUCGAGGCAGAACGUAACACGAUUGAUGCCAUUGUUACCACUUACGACAUGGCAGUGAAGCAAGAUGACAACAAGUUCCUCCGCAAGUUUGGCCCUUUCGCAGUCUGCGUCUACGACGAGGCGCACAUGCUGCGCAACCCGAACUCGGAUCGGUACACACAACUGACCCGAAUCGGUGCAGAUCACAAGGUCUUGUUGACGGGCACGCCGCUGCAGAACAAUCUGCAGGAACUCAUCGCAAUACUGGCGUUCAUCAUGCCCGAAAUGUUCCACGAGAAGCGCGAUGAUCUGAACUUCCUAUUCAAGCACAAAGCGACGACGAAGGACACAUCGUCAGCUGCACUGCUGUCCAACGAACGCGUGGCACGAGCUCGUAGCAUGAUGACGCCCUUCAUCCUCCGUCGCAAGAAGCAGCAGGUGCUGGAUCUGCCGAAGAAAGACUCUCGUGUAGAGUACUGCGAAAUGACCGACACACAAGCAAACUACUACGCCGAUCUGGUUGAGGAAGCGCAGCGGGUCUUUGCAGAGAAAGCUGCGCCUGGGGCCAAGAGAAAUGCUGCCACAAACAAAGCGUCCUCGAACAUCAUUAUGGCUCUUCGCAAGGCUGCGAUUCACCCGCUCUUAUCCAAACGAAUCUUCGAUGACAAGAAGCUCGAUAAGCUGGUCACAGCUUUAACCAAAUCUGACGAAUUCGGCAGCAACCCUCCGGACAAGAUCAGAGCUUACCUUGACGGUACUGCAGCACAAUGCCUCAAGGGCGGAGACUUUGGUCUGCAUAAGUUUUGUGCCGAUCCCGCGCGCUCGUAUCUACACAAGCGCUUCGCACUGAAGAAGCAAGAGUGGAUGGAUGCCGGAAAGGUGGUAAAGUUCAAGGAGCUGAUCCAAUCCUACGUCGAGAAUGGCGAUCGCACCUUGGUCUUUUCACAGUUUACCACACUUAUGGAUAUUCUUGAGGAAGUCCUCGAGACGCUGAAUAUCAAGUUCUUGAGACUGGAUGGCUCGACAAAUAUGGCCGAUCGUCAGGAUAUGAUUGAUAAGUUCUACACAGACGAGACGAUCCCCGUGUUCAUGUUGUCCACCCGCGCUGGUGGCGCAGGCAUCAACUUGGCUGCUGCCAACAAGGUCAUCAUCUUUGACUCGGGCUUUAACCCGCAGGACGACAUCCAAGCCGAAAAUCGUGCUCAUCGCGUAGGACAAACACGCGAGGUCGAGGUGGUCCGUCUCGUUACCAAAGGCACUAUCGAGGAGCAGAUUCACGCCCUCGGGGAAUCCAAGUUGGCGCUCGAUGAGCGCGUUGCGGGCGAAGGAGCGAGUGUGGCAGAUGAGAAACAAGCUGAUAAGGCGGGUCAACAGAUGGUCGAAGACAUGUUUGUACAGAAGCUCAAGAAAGAAGACGGCAAGGACACGGUCGAAGCGGAAGUCGCUGUGAAAGAAGGAGAUGUCAAGACUAACGGUGAUGACUUGAAGGACACGUUCAAGAAGGGCCUGGAGGGAGAAGGCUUGAAAGUCGCUUCCAAGCAGGCACAAUUUUGAAUGAUGAUGACCCGCGAGAUGGAUGGUAGGCAAGGAUAUGUCGGCUACGCCGAGCAUGUGGAUCGGUGGCUUGGUAUGUAAAACACUGUCGCCAGAAUCAUGUCUUGCCCAAGCAACUACCUAUGUAGUUCGCAGUCUUCCAUGCGGUCCAUGAAAUGAUUCAUGAAAGGGCAUACAACUUUGUAAUCUUCCAUGCGGUCCAUGAUAUGAUUCAUGAAGGGCAUACAACGUGGUCUUGCUCGUCAUGUCGCCUGCUAUCGUCUCUCCCCCGGCAUUCUCACUGGGGCUUGCAUAAACCAUUAUUACCUGUACCCACGACCACUCAUCGCUGCAUCAAAUUCGUGUGAGCAUGCCAUCUGAAUCACCUGCCUGUGAAAGCACCUGCUUCAGCUGCCUGGCGCCACGCUAUCGUUGCGAAGGGCACCCCGCCGUUGUGCUUCCUGUUUAGCCGCGUUGAGUCUUGCCUCCAGAGCUUCCUUGGAAAUGGCAAGCCCGCUGGGCAGCGCGCGUGAACGCUCAUUUCUGGUUCCACCGUUGACUUUCGACGGUGUGAUACGGGCGCUUGAGGCCCCCUCACCUGGAGCGUCGCUCUGCCAUGAGCCUUCUCGGCUCAGGCGGGGGUAGUUCUUCGAUCGACCUCGAUCAGUAAUGAGGUCUGAUGGUGGCGACAACCUACCCGUGUGUUUCGAUGCGGAGAGAGAUCGGCGACGUGGUGGUGAAUGCGAUGAUGAUGAAGUCGUGCGACGGUGACGCCUGUUUGGUGGUGAGCGAGAGUCACCAUCAUAAGAAGGAGACCGCCGGCGUCUGCGUGGUGCAGGUGAAGGUGAGCGCUUUCUCGCACGGCGAUCCUCAUCGUCUCUACUAGCUGCUCUCCGCCUUUUCGGAGAUGGGGACCGCGGGGCAUCCGAGCUUGAGUAUCUCCGCCUGCGACGUCUCGGUGGAGAUGGCGAGCGCGAUGGCGAUCGGCCGUAGGAUGGGGAGCGGCGGCGGCGUUGAGUGCUAUAGUCCCCUCCAUCACGACCUCGUCCCCGAGCUCCAGGUACGUAACGGUCUGCGGCUGAAGCGCGUGGUGGACUGCGACGUCUUGGUGGUGGCGAUCGAGAAUCGCGUGAAGGUCGACGUUCAUAAGAACGAUCCCGUUGACGUUCUCUGCCUCCUCGACCUCCUCGACCACGAUAGCUACGAUCGCGUUCGCGGAGGCGUGCCAGCUCUCGUUCGCGCUCUCGUUCGCGCUCACGCUCGUCAAUCUCUCGCUGUCUGGCUUCUUCGCGUGCCUUGUCUUCGGCUAGUCUUUCUUGAAUGAGCUCAAACUUCUUCGCCUCGAGCAACUCUUGCGGGAUGCCCUUUGGAUCGGACUGUGCACUGAGCAGCAGCUUCCAUAAUUGGCGACAAAAGGGCGCAGCAUCUUUGUCGAGGAAACCAGAGAUGUCAGUCUGUAUCUGUUUGAUGUUGGGAAACUUGCCCGACUCGAGAAAGGUGAACAUCAUUUCGGUCACCACGUCGUCGUCGCUAUUGAGAAUCCUCGUGAUCUCGUCCGACACCCACUUCUUAAUCACCGGCAGGUUGACCUUUGAGAUGUUAACUUUCUUGCUGAACUCUUCGGGCCACUUGGUGUUACGCAUCGCACGCGCAUCAGCGCCUGUUUGGAGCGCUGCCGACAUGGUCGCAGAGAGUCCGGGGUCUGCGUCGGUCCCCGGACGAGCGUCGACAGCACCAGUUGCGAGGACAGGACAGGAGGCGAGGAGUGGGUAGUGGUGUGGCGAGGUGAGGGGAAGUGAAGUGAAGGUUGUCCAAUGCCACUGCCUGAGGAGGAGUAGCAGCGAACUUCUGUCUGGUCAACAGUCGACAGCUCCAGUGAAC
This is a messenger RNA of Sphaerulina musiva SO2202, 4976 nucleotides long. RefSeq names its product SNF2_N-domain-containing protein. The transcript has 4 exons. The coding region runs from base 51 to 3116 and encodes 1021 amino acids. Gene Ontology annotation, cellular component: nucleus. The record is from RefSeq and is a predicted model, not a curated record. Gene Ontology annotation, molecular function: chromatin binding; ATP binding; ATP-dependent chromatin remodeler activity. NCBI's taxonomy places the organism in Eukaryota, Fungi, Ascomycota, Dothideomycetes, Mycosphaerellales, Mycosphaerellaceae.